Messenger RNA from Etheostoma spectabile (orangethroat darter), 7786 nucleotides. Its product is annotated as anoctamin-1. Gene Ontology annotation, cellular component: plasma membrane. Gene Ontology annotation, biological process: chloride transmembrane transport. Gene Ontology annotation, molecular function: protein dimerization activity; intracellularly calcium-gated chloride channel activity. The coding region runs from base 419 to 3487 and encodes 1022 amino acids. NCBI's taxonomy places the organism in Eukaryota, Metazoa, Chordata, Actinopteri, Perciformes, Percidae. The transcript is spliced from 27 exons. The record is from RefSeq and is a predicted model, not a curated record.
UCAUCUGUGUGUGUGUGUGAGUGGAUCAUGUCAUUUAGACAGACAGCGUCUUCACACACGGACCAGAUGUUUUAUUGUAGAACAGUCUCCCUCUCACUCAUAAUGUCGUCUAGUCAGAUCUGAAAUAUAUCUUAUGGGAUCAUCUCAUUGAGAUAAUAGCCUACUCAAAUAAAUUAAUAGAACCGGUCGUUUUAUUUAGACAAAUAGUUUUUAGUUAUUUUUCUUUGCUGCCAAAUUCGAUAGGGAACAGUUUGACAGUCGUCUAUCAGCUUAUCCAGAAGAAUGAAUAAGUGGUAGCUCUCCAUCCACCGUUUCCAUGCAACAGCGCGUGUGGCUGUGAAGCACGCGGAGGGAUCGAUGCUGUAGGCAGAGAGCGACGGCACGGUAGAUCUGGACCCGGAGCGUCUCUUUAAACCCGAUGGAGGGACACGAUGUUGGAAAUGAGCUGCUUCGCAGCGUCACCCAUCCCGAUAGUGCCGAGGAGCCCGGUUCUCCUGCCCUAGCCUGUGAGCACUAUGGCAGCCCGCAGCAGGAGGUGACUGCCACGAUGAGGAGGAACGACAGUUACCUGCCAGUCCCUGGCGAAGAGAAGAGCCUGGAUGUGGACUUUGUCAACACCAAGGACGGGAGCGACGAGUCCAUACCAAUGAAAAAUCGUUAUGCGGAUGAUGGCUCACCUCUGUAUCCACGGCAAGGCCCUUACUUCUCUGACGGGCAGCGGCGGGUGGACUACGUGCUCACAUACCAGAUCCAGAAGCCCAACAGCAUCCGGCGCCAGUCCUCCAGGUUUGGGGACAACAACUUCAUCCAACGGUUUUGUCACAGCCUGAACGUUAGAAGCCGACGCGCUGAUGCGCACCCAAAGGAGGACCCGGAGAUCGCCGCCCAGGACCAACGGACUGACUAUCAUGAGGAUGACAAGCGUUUUAGGCGGGAGGAGUUUGAGGAAAACAUCCUGGAGACAGGGCUGGAGCUGGAAAGGGACGAAAGGACUAAUAUCCCUGGAAUUGGCUUCAUGAAGAUCCAUGCUCCUUGGAACGUUCUGUGUCGGGAGGCUGAGUUUAUGAAGCUCAAGAUGCCAACAAAGAAGAAUUACGAAGUGAAACACGGCAGUAAUCUGGUGGAGAAGGUCCGUCUCUUCAUUCACAAAGUCACAGCUCCUCUCCACCCGAAAGUAGACACCAGCCGGCAACAAAGCGUCAAAUUCCUCUCUCACCCUUUCUCCAGAGAGAAGCAGCAUCUAUUUGAUCUGUCGGACAGGGACAAGUUCUUUGACAGCAAGACCAGGAGCUCAAUAGUCUAUGAGGUACUGAAGAGGACUAGAUGCACCAGAGCCAAAUAUUCCAUGGCAUAUCGAUCCCGGUCAUUCAAAGACUCAACGGCAGAUGGUUCAGUGAACCGUGGGAUAACCAGUCUGCUAGCCAAUGGUGUCUAUACAUCUGCUUAUCCUCUGCAUGACGGAGACAUCGAGGGGGUGAAUGCAGAACCUAACGACAGGAAGCUGCUGUACGAGCAGUGGGCCAGCUACAGCUACUUCUACAAGUACCAGCCUAUUGGACUCAUCAGGAAAUAUUUUGGGGAGAAGGUUGGACUGUACUUUGCCUGGUUAGGAGUCUACACACAGAUGCUGAUCCCUGCAGCCAUAGUUGGAGUCAUUGUAUUCCUCUAUGGCUGCGCCACCGUCGACGAUAACAUACCGAGUAUGGAGAUUUGUGAUCCCAGGCACAACAUCACCAUGUGUCCGCUCUGCGAUCGCGCCUGCAGCUACUGGAAGCUGGUGACGGCGUGUGGUACAGCCCGAGCCAGCCACCUGUUCGAUAACCCAGCCACUGUCUUCUUCUCCAUCUUCAUGGCCCUCUGGGCGGUUCUGUUCAUGGAGCACUGGAAGAGACGACAGAUGCGACUCAACUAUAUCUGGGACCUGACGGGCUUCGGAGAGGAGGAGGAGGAGGAGCAUAAGGACCACAACCGAGCCGAGUACGAGUUCCGGGUCAUGCGAAAGACAAUAAGAAAGGAGCACCCAACCCCGAAGAGAGAGGAAAGUGAGAAGGGGAAGGAGAAGGGGAAGGAGAAGCUGACGUGUACAGACAGACUGCCAGCUUACCUGACCACUCUGGUGACGAUGGUCUUCAUGAUCCUGGUGACAUUUGCCAUAGUCUUCGGGGUCAUUCUGUAUCGGAUUAGCAUUAAAGCAGCCCUGCACAUGAGCACCUACUCUGCCCGGUCCAACAUCCGAGCCACUGUCAAGGGCACGGCCGCCAUCAUCAACCUCGUCGUCAUCAUCAUCUUAGACGAAGUCUAUGCCGCCAUUGCCCGCUGGCUUACCACACUGGAGGUUCCAAAGACGGACAAGAGCUUUGAAGACCGCCUCAUCUUCAAAACCUUUAUCUUGAAGUUUGUCAAUGCAUUCACACCCAUUGUCUACUUGGCUUUCUUCAGGGGCAGGCUUGUUGGGCGGCCUGGAAACUACUUGUAUGUUAUUGGAUCGUACCGAAUGGAAGAGUGUGCCCAUGCAGGCUGCCUCAUGGAGCUGUGCAUUCAGCUGUGCAUCACCAUGCUGGGCAAGCAGCUCAUCCAGAACAACCUGUUUGAGAUUGGAAUACCGAAGCUGAAGAAGCUGCUCCGGAGGAAGAGGUCUGACUUGGACUCAAAGCAAGAGGAGGAGCUGAACAGGUCUCUGCAUCGCCACGAGAAAGACCACAUACUGGGUCCCUUCGUCGGCCUCAGCCCUGAGUACAUGGAGAUGAUCAUCCAGUUUGGGAUGGUGACUCUGUUUGUGGCGUCCUUCCCUCUGGCUCCGCUCUUCGCUCUGCUGAACAACAUCAUCGAGAUUCGCCUGGAUGCCAAGAAGUUUGUUAUGGAGCUGCGCAGGCCGAUUGCAGCCAAAGCCAAAGACAUUGGUAUCUGGUACAACCUGUUGAGAGGCCUCAGCAAGGUAGCAGUCAUCGUUAACGCCUUUGUCAUCUCCUUCACCUCCGACUUCAUCCCAAGGCUGGUCUACCAGUACAUGUUCAGCGUUGACGGCACCAUGCACGGCUUCAUUAAUCACACUCUGUCUUACUUCAACGUCAGUGACUUCCAGCCGGGCACAGACCCUCUGCAGCCAAUGCACCUGGGCUACAGGGUAGAAAUAUGCAGGUAUAAGGACUACAGAGAGCCUCCCUGGGCCAACACACCAUAUGAACUCUCCAAGGAGUUCUGGGUCGUUCUGGCCGCUCGGCUCGCCUUCGUUGUUGGCUUUCAGAACGUGGUGAUGCUCAUGAGUGACUUUGUGGACUGGCUGAUCCCGGACAUCCCCAAGGACAUCAGCCUCCAGAUCCACAAGGAGAAGAUCCUCAUGGUGGAGCUGUUCAUGAAGGAGGAGCAGGGCAAAAGGCAAGCGGCGCGGGACAACCACAACCAGGACAACUGCAACUCCCCCUCAUCAGCCAAUCAGAGCCCGCCGCGGCCCCGCUCACGGCCAGUCUCGCACGCCAACUGCUGUUAAACCGCUACCCGCGAGAAGAAACACAGCACUGCAAACGGUCUUUUAUGGAAUCAGCUGCAUAAAGCUAACUGGUAAAGGUUAGAGGUUAAGACAUGAUCAGUUUUUAAUAAUCAGCUAAAUGUUUGGGAAUAUUUACAAGAAUGACCUGACGGUUAAAACCAAAACUCUGACGCAUUCACAUCAGAAUUCCUUCACCUUUUUAGAAAGUGAUUGUUUACCUGUUUUUAAAAAUCUUCCCAUGUUAAGAUGAACAAUUUUACAGCAGGCCAGACUUGGUCAGCCAUUAACCAAAAAAAUCCAGCAAAUAGUUAGACAACACCCAUCACUAAACCUUAUUUAUUGGAUGUACAGUACCGGAUUUGAAGGGAACAAGCCAUUAGCUUCACUUGACUCUGAUCAUCAAUCAGGACGCCUAAGAAACCAGUGCCAGACCCCACCUGCAACCUCUCAAGAUUCCUGUUGUCAAGCAUCCAGUUCAUACCUGCCACAUUUCCCACGGGACCUGAACGCAGCGUUUGUAUUCAAGACAGUGUCUGUCCAAAGGGUCCUGCUGGGAAGACUUUCCUCCUACUGGUGAAAACCCCCCCUCCUGCCAUCAAUGGGUAAAGCUCAGAUAUGCCUUUCUUUUCCCUUCUUUGCUUUUUUUUGUACAAUUAUUUACAAAAGCAGGAAUUUAUUCAUGUACUUUUUUGAAUAUGCAACAUGGUCAAGCACAUGUGCUUUGGUUUUUGGAGAUGAACAGCAAGGUUUUGUGCAGUGGCCUGUUGAUUUGUACUAUUCUCUUGGAUGAGCACCAUUUUGCUCAUAUUUUUUACAUUUGUUACAUUUUGAGUAUGAACAAACUGCCUAACCAUGCACAGUGGCAUUACUCCUAAAAACAUCAAUAAAAAUAAAGCACCGGCCACAUUAUCAAUUACGAAGAACUGGAAUUCUUAAAGCUGCCACCGACUAGAUUUACAGCAAAAAACCAUAAAGUGAUGUCAUGCUGUGGAUACUUCCUGUAAAUGUCCUACCAAACUCUGCUAUUGAGUAUAGAGAUACAUUUGCCAAAUUUGCUAUUACAUCAAAUCAUUCUAUUUCUUAAAACUGUAUCAACCAAAUUUAUUUUAUUUGUCGCUUGGGGGCAACAGACCAAGCUGAAAAAAAAAACACACAAUGACAUAUUGAAGCCAUAAAAAGACAACUGGCAAACUAUUAUUUACACAUCCAACGCAGAGCAACGUCAGGAUUCAUUGUGAGUGUUUGUGGCCACCCAGUCGCGUCAUUUUAGCUCAAGCAGCUAAUUUAUUUUUCUCAGGCUUUUUUUUUUUUAACUUGUCGUAAGCUAAACUGAUUCUUUUCUCUGUCGGUUCUGUGGUGUCGAGCAGGUGUACAGUGCGGAGUGGGUUUCUCAGAGAAAACAUCUACCUGCUGCUAGAAACCAGGCCGACGCAAAGACGUUUGUGUGCCGUAAAACCAAAACAAUGAGCUGCAAGACGCUAAAAGGCUCUGCAGGGCUAAAGGGUUCUGUUGAUAAUUCUCUCACUCUGUGGGUUUGUCACUACAAGCAACACCUUUUACACUACACAUUGUAAUACCUAUGUUUAGUGUAUAUUUUUUAAUGAUUAGCUGCUAUAAUUAACAUGACUCAAAAUGAAUGCUACUCUGUGUCUGCUGGACUUGUAAAUGCUUGUAAACUGUGUGCUAAAGUUCCCCAUAUCAACUGAGAAAGGGAUGAUAUGUCAGUGUUGGGUUUUCAGCUCGCGUCUGCUGCCCCACAGCGGCCACAAAAUCACUUAAGGCAAGUUUCAAUAUCUGCAAGGGAGCUCUCUGUUCACAGGAAGAGAGUCCAGCGUUCAGUCUUUUUUCCUCACUUGUUCCUUUGGUGUCUUUUGGAUCAUGUACAGUCCAGGGCAGAGUGCCCCCUUUACUGAUGGCACCUUACAGAGUUUCACCAGACCGGAUGAAUGACCCUUGACAGAAUUUCCCAUCCGUCACUUUUGAACCACCAAAUGUCGGCUUAUGCAGUUUUAAAGAGCCCAGAAGAUGACAAGUAAAUGUAUUUGUCACACUUAUUAAAACCAUGAAUGGCAUUCACGCGUUUGUCUAUAGUUAGAGACGCUCAGCUGUGUUUAUUCAAUAAUUAACGACAGGUGUGCUGAUAGAUUUAAGGUUAUGCACUAAAAUUGGAAUUAAAGUAGUAAUGUUUGAAGUCACAUGUAGUGAGUGGUACAAGGAAGUGCAUAUAGAACAUCAAAAAACUGCAUCUUGGAACAAAUGGGAUUGAGGAAUUUUGCCAUAUUAAUAGCAAUGUGAGCUCUUUAUUUAAAAAGACUCAAAGUAGGAAUUUUCAGAGUCUCGAUGACUCUGGAAUGGGCACCCCAGUGUUGUUGAGCGAAGCGACUGCUUUACUGACUCAUACCCUGCCUUAUAUUCUCCCUAAUCUAUCGCUGGCUCAUUUAAGAUUUCCAUUUAGCAGUUUUAAGGGGAUACAGUGUAUCAGUCGAACCAGAAAGGCAACACUGUUACUAUACUAUAAUCUUGCCUUAGAUUAACCAAAUAAAUUCACUCCGCAUUUCCUUAAAUUGCAACUCUUUAACAAAUCAAGCACAAAUAAUAAUAAUAAUAAUAAUACUAAGUUGUUUUUUUAUUUAUCAAACUGCAAAAACACAUGUGGGAGUGAAGAACGUAAAUGUAGGGUGGACUGAGAUAAGGCUUAACAAGUACAGUCUACACUCAUCCAUGUGUCUAGUCCCGCCCCUUGCUGUAAAUAUAUUCAACUCCCCCUGAUUUAAAGGGGCUGUAUUCGAUAUUCAGAACAUUAAACAUUAAAAUAGCUCUGUAUCGUCCAAGUUUCAAACCGGGGACAGUUCCGGUGCCGCCAGAAUUUCCGCCGGAUGUCCCUCAUUUCACCUUCCUCUUUCUUUGUGUUGCCAUUUUAAACUCCGGUGGAUUUAUGAGGACUUUGGUUACCUGGUCCUCAGAUCUCUGCAGGUUAAAUCCAGACAGCUAGCUAGACUAUCUGUCCAAUCGGAGGACUAUGGUUACCUACUCCUCAGAUCUCUGCAGGGUAAAUCCAGACAGCUAGCUAGACUAUCUGUCCAAUCUGAGUUUUCUGUUGCACGACUAAAACAACUUUCGAACGUAGACACGUUCCACCAAAACAAGUUCCUUCCCGAGGCGAUUUUGCAGAGGCACCGUUGCUCUGUCCGGCGCUUGGCACCGCCCAAGACGAUUGGGAUUGGUUUAACGAAAAGCCAAUAAACCAGAGCACGUUUUGAGCACGUCUGGCAAUGCGAGAAUAACCUGCCGGUAAACGCGGACCUCUGGGUACUGUCAUCUGCAUGUACAGUAUUUUCCCCUAGACUUCUAUAGAAACAUAUUUUUGGAGUCUCCCCCUGCUGGAAAUAAGAUAUAAUUUGAGUUUAAAGCACAACAUUGGGUUCACUUUUCAGACCCAGAAGCUUCGUCCAUUAUUUUGAGUCUGUGAUUCCUUGUUUGUCGAUAACAGGUCUGGUGUCAGAGUUGUGUGGAGGCAAUCCCAGACCACUUUAUUUUCUGAAUAUCCACUACAGCCCCUUUAAGCCCUCAACCCAGACUGAUAGAAUGUAUUAUAAAAUGUUCUCUUGUAGUUUAAAAUGUUGUAAAUUUUACCUUUUUUUUUUAUUUCGUAACAAUGCAUUUCUAAGUGCAUUUAAUGUAUUGAAAGGGAAUUAUCAGCCCGCAGGGGACCACUGAUCCGUGUGAUGUACUUUAUCUUAGUGUUUUAUUUUAGAAUCCCUGAUCUAAUGUUCUAGAAGCCAUCGAUGUGGACCUAUGUCGCUGUGUCUGGGAAGAUACCUGGGAAAACAUCUUCCAGCACAGACUAUAAAGACAUUUGAACGCAAAAAAAUGGAUAUGACUCGCUCUUUUGAGCAAAGACUGCACAUCUUAUUUCUAGCUAAUCUUAAUACUAUUACUACUCUGUAUGUAAGUAGGGUUAGUGUUGAUAUUCAGUGAUAGAUUAGGCCCUACAUGCUGCCACUGGGCUGUGUGGAGCCUGUGUUAGCUAUAAUAUUUCCUUCCUCUGAAUUUCUUAUAACCUGAUGUCACACGUGUCCCUCCUUCCUGAGAUGUCCUCCUGCCUGACUGUUGCCAUGUUGAAUUUGCAGCAUCAAUAAGCACGUUGUGACAUGCUUAUAUCUAUUCUAAUUUAUGUCGAAGCACAUUUCACAACAGGCGUGAGUCGAAAUGCAUGUAGAACCUAUUUGUCUGUCUCUGAUAAUCUGUCUUUUUUUGUUGUUGUUUAAACUCACUGUAAAUAAAUGAGAGAUGAACAGC